CCACAGGUCCAGAACCUGCAGCUGGAGCGGGAGAUGUCCCUGGCAACCAACCGCAGCCUGGCCGAGUCCAACCUGGGGCUGCAGCCCCGGCUGGAGAGAGGGAAGGCCCAGCUGCUGGAGAGGUACGGCGAACUGCGGCUGAUCCGCCAGGCCGUGACCGAGAGGCACCAGAAACUGGAGAGCCACCGGCAGGGGGCGGACCCCGAGGGGCUGCUGGCGGUGCUGCAGGCCGAGGGGGCGAAGGUGGAGGACGAGUCGGAGGUGAGUGGGGCCGUGAGGCCGGGGGAGAACUCAGUGUGUGUGUCUCAGUGCGGUAGAGAGAGUGGUGUGUGUGAAGCGUGAGAGGGAGGGGGUGUCCCCG
Molecule: messenger RNA, 361 nt
Organism: Hypanus sabinus (Atlantic stingray)
Lineage: Eukaryota; Metazoa; Chordata; Chondrichthyes; Myliobatiformes; Dasyatidae
Product: vacuolar protein sorting-associated protein 37B-like
Exons: 2
Coding region: 34-342 (102 amino acids)
Biological process (GO): protein targeting to membrane; protein targeting to vacuole; ubiquitin-dependent protein catabolic process via the multivesicular body sorting pathway
Cellular component (GO): ESCRT I complex
Source: RefSeq, a predicted model, not a curated record